Messenger RNA from Oldenlandia corymbosa var. corymbosa, 1056 nucleotides. Lineage: Eukaryota; Viridiplantae; Streptophyta; Magnoliopsida; Gentianales; Rubiaceae. The record is from the annotation of a GenBank genome assembly.
AUGGCACUUGGAAGCAUUCACAAGCACACAGAAGAAAAUCCUCUGCCUAUGGCAGAACAGAACAAGAAGAAGAUGCAGAAAGCAUGGUUCUAUGAAGAACAUGGUCCUCCAGAAGUACUCAAGUUAGGAUAUAUACCAAUCCCAAAUCCCCAAAUGAAUCAGAUUCUUGUCCAAGUUAGAGCUGCUGCCCUGAAUCCCGUUGAUUCCAAGUUUCGCCGAAAACCAGUAGUAUCAUCAACUUUCCCUGUAAUCCCUGGCUGUGACAUGGCUGGUGUUGUGGUAGCAAAAGGAGAAGGCGUUUCCAAAUUCGACAUCGGUGAUGAAGUCUAUGGCAACCUCCAGGAUUUCAAUGUAGUGGAGAAGUUGAAACAACUAGGUGUUCUGGCAGAAUUCGUAGUUGUGGAGGAAGAUUUGGUCGCGAAGAAACCCGAAAACCUGUCUUAUGAGGAGGCGGCAAGCUUACCGGUUGCGGUUCAAACAGCAGUGGAAGGAUUCAGAGUUUCAGGCUUUCAAAAGGGACAGACAAUCUUUGUAGUUGGAGGAGCUGGUGGUGUUGGAAGCUUAGUUGUUCAGCUGGCUAAACAUUUGUAUGGUGCUUCUUUCGUUACCGCAACUACGAGCAGCCCGAAAGUCGAGUUCUUGAAGUGUUUAGGAGUUGACAAGGUUGUUGAUUACACAAAAACCAGAUACACAGACAUUGAGGAACAAUAUGAUCUUGUCUAUGACACCAUUGGCGAUUCUAAGGAUUCAUUCAUUGUGGCAAAAGAUGAUGGAUCUAUAAUUGACAUAACAUGGCCACCAUCGAAUCCAAGGGCAGUGCAUUCCGGCUUGACAGUUUCCGGCGAAAUCCUUGAGAAGCUUAAUCCAUACUUAGAGACUGGAAAGCUGAAAGCUGUGAUUGAUCCCAAAAGUCCAUUCCAUUUUUACAAGGUUGUAAAUGCUUUUAGAUACCUUGAAACUGGAAGAGCUAGAGGCAAGGUUGUCAUCUCCCCCUUCCCUUCUUUCUCCAUUGAUCAAACAGUUGAUGAUUUCCCAGAGUUUGAUAUGAAAAGAUAG